This is a messenger RNA of Tetranychus urticae (two-spotted spider mite), 2216 nucleotides long. RefSeq lists its product as uncharacterized. Gene Ontology annotation, biological process: positive regulation of transcription by RNA polymerase II; intracellular signal transduction. Gene Ontology annotation, cellular component: nucleus. NCBI's taxonomy places the organism in Eukaryota, Metazoa, Arthropoda, Arachnida, Trombidiformes, Tetranychidae. The record is from RefSeq and is a predicted model, not a curated record. Gene Ontology annotation, molecular function: transcription cis-regulatory region binding; protein binding.
AGAUUCGAAGAGAUUCCCUUCUGAUACUCGAGUGUUUUCUUCCUGUUCAUUUCUAUAUCUUUUUGUUAUCAAUGCUACUUUUACUGGACUUUAUUGCUGAUUUGAUCACCGAUUGUUAGUAUUUGUAUAUUUUGUCACAACAACUGGACAUCAAUUCCCUGCAAUUUAAGGCAAUAUUUAGUGUUUUGGAAAUUCUAUCCAUGCAGAUAUUUUUGAGCAAUAAAAUCAAUAUUAUCUUCGAUGUAAAUCUCUGUUUGUUUAUAUAAUAACAUUUCAACUAGUUGCUAAUCCUUUAUUGUUUGCCUCAAACACGAACUCUUGUUCUUCAUUUCAUGGUGGGUUUUCUGAGCAGGCUGGUUGUACAAUAUUUAGCUGAUUCAAACAAUCCGAGGCGUCAGUUACAUUUUUUAAGCAAACAUCCUUUUACAAUCAUCAAAAUGGAUGCGACCAAAAAACCACUGCCCUUAGUAUUUGGAAACAAUGAACCUAUUCCAACUGAGGUUUCAAACAAGCCCAUAAGUGAACUCGAUCCAUGGGAGCGUAAAGUGCGAUUUAUAGGUGCUAUCCAAGCAGAUGACAUGGUUACAGUUAAAGCCAUAUUGAACGAAAAUUACAGUAAUGGACGUUUUCAGCCUGAAGAGAGUUAUACACCUUCGGAGCAAAUAUCAGCCAUAUGCAUGGCCAUUGAAAAAGGUAAUUUGGAAAUGGUACAAUUGAUGAUUGAUCAUGGAUGCAGUGUAAACCAUUAUACAUCAGGAUUCAGUCCACUACAUUAUGCGGCUACAUAUGGUCAACCAGAAAUAAUCAAGUUACUACUGAAGGAAGGAGCAGAUCUGAAUGCGCUUUCCUGUCAUGGAAACAAUGCUCUUCAAUUAGCCGCUCAAACAAAAUCACUAGAGGCUGUUCAAUUGUUGAUUGAUGCUGGGUCCAAUAUUGAAAAAGCAAAUGCUAAUGGUCAAACGCCAUUAGCAAUUGCCUGCAUAAAUAACCGCCUAGAGACUGUUGAAUUUUUAUUAAGACUUGGCGCUGAUGUUAACACUACCGAUAAUCGUGGUAAUACACCAUUAUUGCAUUCAAUUGACCAGUGUUUGACUAUAAACCAUCAGUUAGUUAAAAUAUUGCUCGAUGCUGGAGCAAAUCCAGAUCAUAUGAAUGAUAACGGUGAUUUAGCUUUGGUAACUGCAAUCAGACGGGCAAGUGAAACAAAUCUUGACGGCCAAUACGCUAUUAAAGAGCUGAUUGACCAUAAUUGUGCAUUGGACAAGGUGGAAGUGGGCUUUCUUAAACAAAACGCUAUACAUGUGGCCAUUUCUCGCAGUCAAGAUCGUAUAAUAGAAAUGUUGAUCAGAGCUGGAUGUGAUCUUGAUAUUAUGGGGAUCGAGGGAUAUACACCACUGGAAAGAUUAGUAAUGGCUGAUAAUUAUAAUAUGGUCAACUUAUUGCUAAAUGCUGGAGCCAAACCAGAAUUAUCUAAAAAAGCAAUUGAAAAGUUAUCAAGAUUUCGAGGUGAAGAAAGGUAUCCUUUACAACUUUUAAUAGCCGAUUGGAGAGGCAGAGUACAUUCCUUGAAACACUUAUGCCGACUUAAAUUUAGGCGCUAUAUGGGUCGCCAAUGUGGCAAUGUAAUUAGAAAUCAUCUUUUCAUGCCUGCCAGUGUUGAACGCUUUUUGCUGCUGAUCGAUCUUUAAUUCGCUUAAUACGAUAAUUCGUAACCGACUCUCAUCUUUACAAAUUCACCAUUAGCUAAUUUAAUGGUCCAGGCAUUAGCAGCCAGAGAUAUUAACUCUUCAAUUAUUUAACUUAUUGAGUAAAAAAGCAGCAGUUGUUUAGCAGAAUGAAUAGAAUGCUAAUUGUAACGGAAUCAUCGUGUUUCUUUUUUUUAUUAUAAUAUUGUUCUAUUAUAUUACUGAUUCAUAAGUGUCAAGUCAUUGAAUUUUUAACGAUUUACUGAUCAUUUGGAAAACUUGUAACAUUUUGUAAAGUGUUUACUAAGUCAUUCAAUUCUUUCACUCAUGAUCUCACCUCAAUUAUAAAUGUGAUGACCUCACCUCAGUGAUAAAUUCAUUUCUUUCUACGAGUGGACAUCUUUUUUGCUUUGAAUGCAUUUCUAAGUCUAACCUUUUCUUAUCUAUUAUUGUAUUAACAUUUUACGAUCAUUGUAUACCAACUAAAAAACUUGUAUCAUCAUUAACUUAAAUUUAAUGUUGUUUAGGAAA